This is a messenger RNA of Toxotes jaculatrix (banded archerfish), 6680 nucleotides long. It is a transcript of the gene rce1a, whose product is annotated as Ras converting CAAX endopeptidase 1a. Gene Ontology annotation, molecular function: metalloendopeptidase activity. Gene Ontology annotation, biological process: CAAX-box protein processing. Lineage: Eukaryota; Metazoa; Chordata; Actinopteri; Toxotidae. The transcript has 8 exons. Gene Ontology annotation, cellular component: endoplasmic reticulum membrane. The coding region runs from base 153 to 1121 and encodes 322 amino acids. The record is from RefSeq and is a predicted model, not a curated record.
AGCCCUCCAGCUAGCUACAUUAGCUUACGUUUCGAAAGAAGAAUAUUGACAACUUCCCACCUCAUGAUGGCGGGCGUUUUAUCUUGGUAGAUGGUCCAGUGGCAGUCCCGGUGCCCAGUGGUUGUUUGGUUUAGUCUCAACCGGCAGUCGUCAUGGCGGAGGAGGAGGAUUUAUUACCAAACCUCCUGACUGAGGAGGUGAAACACGGCAAUGGCGACUUCGUAGCUCCAGAGGGUUUAUGCUGGGUGUCAGUGCUGUCCUGUCUGCUGCUCGCUUGUUCUUAUGUUGGGAGUCUGUAUGUGUGGAGGAGUGACCUGCCGAGGGAUCACCCUACUGUCAUAAAGAGACGCUUCACCAGUGUCAUGAUCGUGUCGUGCCUGUCGCCUCUCUUUGUGUGGGCGUGGAGAGAAUUCACAGGUGUCAGGACUGGCCCACCGUUACUGGCUCUCAUGGGGAUCCGGUUUGAGGGCCUCAUCCCUGCCAUUGUACUUCCCCUGGUGCUCACCAUGGUCCUGUUUCUGGGCCCCCUUAUGCAGUUGGCAAUGGACUGUCCCUGGAGCUUCAUGGAUGGGAUCAGGGUAGCCUUUGACCCGUGGUUCUGGAUGUUGUGUUUCAGUGACAUGCGCUGGUUGAGGAAUCAGGUGGUGGCACCGUUAACGGAGGAGCUGGUGUUCAGGGCCUGCAUGCUGCCCAUGUUGGUGCCCUGUGCUGGCCCUUCUAUUGCCAUCUUCACCUGCCCUCUCUUCUUCGGAGUGGCUCACUUCCACCACGUCAUCGAGCUGCUGCGCUUCAGACAGGGGACGCUGUCAGGCAUCUUCCUCUCUGCAGUGUUCCAGUUCUCCUACACAGCAGUGUUUGGGGCCUACACUGCCUUUAUCUUCAUCCGAACAGGUCACCUGAUGGGCCCAGUCCUCUGCCACUCCUUCUGUAACUACAUGGGUUUCCCCGCCAUCAGCACAGCCCUGGAGCAUCCCCAUCGCCUCACCGUCCUCUCCUCCUACAUGCUCGGGGUCCUCCUCUUCCUCCUCUUCCUCUUCCCCUUCACCGACCCCUCCUUCUACGGCCUCCCCACACCGGUCUGCACACUUACCUCUUUCCCCAGCUCCCUCUGCCUUUCCUGAUCACUCACCCAACCCCAAACACACACACACAUACACACACAUUUGAUGAAGCAGUAGAGGGUGUUUUUUUUUUUUUUUUUGCCAAGUUAGAGAUCAGGUCAGGUCUAGUUUGGACCGACAGCGCUGACAGCCAUGUGGGGCUACUUUUGCCACGGAGAGGUGUGGAGCCAUUUCCUACGGUCUGUGGACCCUCGAUAUGUCAAGACAUUUACACGACAUACGUAAGUGAAUCAGCUGAAGCUCUGACACAGAACGACUCUGUUUGGGUCGGUGCGAUUCACCGUCUGCUUUUCCGAGGACAGAUUCUAAAGUAAUCGUGGGGCCACGCCACCACCCACAAAUGUGAUUGUAGUGUAGAUAUGCGCAACACGGAAGCACCGUUCCUCCUCAGAUCCUCUUACGCUGGUAGAUCUCAUCGACUUCUGAUGAAGCGUCAUAAUAUACCAUUUUGGUGUACUCAGUUUCCACUCAGCCUGCCUCGUCUUUUUAAAGGAUAAUUUCAGUUUAUUUUCACGUUGGUUUUAUUUUUUGUAGUUUUAGGCCAUCGUUCAGUCGUUGGCUGUAAUACCAGUGUAUUACAAUGGUAAUCAGUAUUGGUCAAACUUAAAGUUCUCUAGUUAUUAUCAAAAUUUCAGAUGAGCUCAUUUUCAGUUUGAACUCCAAAUAAAGUGGUUUUGAUGAUCUAGCUAAUCAUAAAAUCGGUUUUUGCUUUGGGACUGGUCUUGAUUGAAGUACUGGGUUUCAGGCAGGGUUAGGGGCCAUUUUGCUAAGUAAACCUUUUGGUUUGGGUUCACUUUGGGUUAUUUUAAAAUGGUCAGCUAAAAUGAUCAGCUACCAACGAAACACAGCCCUUACCACAAACUUAGCGUGUCUUGUGUUAGGAUUCUUGUUCAACGGAAACUGCUGUAGCUGCACUGGAGCACGGGAAUGAACCAGUAGGGCAAAAUGGUUGCAGGAAUACGAUCUAUGUCACAAAUAGGUUUUUUUUUUAUGUUAUAUUUUUAACGGUGACAUUUCAGAUGGAUUUCUUCUUUAUCUGAAUUCAGACUCCAGGACUUUGCUGUUGUAGAGAAUCAUUUUUGCUUGAGUCGGCCAUUGUUCAGUAGGUGAAGAGAUAUAUUAAUGGUUAUUUAUAUACCUCUGCAUGUUUCAGUGCUGGUAGUUUGUUAUUUUGUUGGUGAAGGUGGGUGAUGGGAUAGUUUAUCGGGGGGAGGGUGGGGGGGGGGGGGGGGGUCGCACUGUUCCUAAUGCCUGAAACAUACUCUAUGUAAGUCCACAGGGCUGCUGUGACAGUUUUAAACAACCAAAUAUGAGCACAAAUCAAAGCAGAUAGUUUAGAAGUCACAACCUCCAUCAGUCGCAAACCUGUUUGCUGACACUUACCUACCGGGCGAAGCAGGCGACUGCUCUGGGAGCCUGAAAUCCCCAAGCUCAUUGAGUGGGUUGGGUUACGUUAAUUUGUGCUGCUUAUAGUGUUUUUUCCACACCUGUUGGGUUCGCUUAAAACGAACCCUGGACUGUUUAGGGUGCUCUGACGAGGGUCUUGAACUGUGCCUGUACACUCUGUGUACUUUGGUACUGAACCCAAUGUAAAGUGCGUGACAAAUGGUUGCCUUGGUCCAGACCGAAUACACCAAACUACAGGUGUGAAAGUGUCUAAAACUACAGUAGUAACAGAGGCCUGUCUUCUGAAGGUGCUGCCUUUAAACUCCGAUUAAACAGCGACAUAUUUUCAGACAUGAUAAGUGUCUGUGUUCGUGUCCUUACACAGAGUAUGUUUUGGUCGUAAAGCUGGAUAUUGAUAAAUGUGCUUUUUCAUUCCAUUCCAGACGUCGUUUUCAUAGGCGCUCACGGUUUCUAAACCAGUCACUAUUAAAACUUUGGUUCUACGAUUUUUUAGGUUGUCUUUUACACAGUACAUCUGCUCCCAUUCUCUUUUACUUCCGUUAUAUAAUGCUACUAAUUGAAGGGAGCGCAAGACCCCAACCCUCAGGUGUAGUUUAAUAGAGACAACAAAUGCUCUAGCCACUGCAUGGCAUGCUGCUACUUGAUAUUUUUAAUAUAGAGCCAGGAAAAGUCAUUUGUGUCUCCACAUUUACACAAACUUGAACGACUGUUCUCUGUUUUUGGAAACACAACUUUUGCCGUAAUUUUCCAUGCUACCAAGAUUUGACACUGUGGCAGCUGUCGCUCUUUCCAGAAAUUUAAUUUGAAUGAAUUAGUAAGAGCACCUCUUUUGAGGAACCCCUGUGUUUCUACAACAGGAACCAGGGUCUAAACUAAGUUCUGGGAGGAGAUCAUUUUAAUACCCCCCCCCCCCCCCCCGCCAAAAAAAAAGUCCCCUGCUUUUUCCAAAAGUUCAGGAACUUUUUGGGGUGGGCCUCGCAGUGCGAAAACGUUGCUGACAGGUCAAGUAUGCUAACAUUUUCCCCAACAUUGUUAUGCACCUGGCACUUUUAAAAAAACAAAACAAAAAAAAACAAAACUGCAAACACGUACUUGUAGUUUGUGGUUUACUGUCACCAGAAUGGAGCAGCCCAAGAGAUUUAUAUAUAGUUUUAUAUGUCAUCAUCAUUCUGUUUUGUCAAAUCGUGCUUCAUAGUUUGCUGGAUAUUUUACCUCUAUGGAAGUGCUUGGACAUGAGUUCUUGGGAAACUGAGACUUUUGUUGGAAAAGCAUCACAAACUAACGGGUGACUUCAGAUUUGUUGUGGUUCUGUAAGGUAGUUGUACUUUGAAAAGGCGGCAAAUGACAAUUUUUUUGUUUCGAUGCAUGGAUCAGAUCGUUUGGUAUCUUGGUUAUCUGUCCACCGUGGCUAAUAUUUAGUCUUAAAGGUGCCCUGUGUACUGGUUUUAAGCUUUUCCACUGAUGGCAACAAGGCCGGAAGAAACAGCAACAUGCUAACAUCAAAGCCAGGGAAGGAGAAGACUGCUAACUAGAAAACAUGGAUGUAAACAAAGCAGGAAGGAAAAUACAUUCAGCACUUAUGUUAGCGCUGAACAAUACCUGCAAUGUGUUUUGGUGAGAGAUACUGAAUUCAAACAGAUCUCUCUUUGUUUACAAGAAAACUCCACAGGGGCACCUUUAACAUAGAGGACAACCAAAGCCUCGUUGGCCUAUAAGACAAGGGCACAUAAUUAUACCCCACAUUCUAAUACUACUUUUAAUUAACAAUUAACAAUCAACAGAGACAGUCCUAAAUUGGAACCAGACCUAAAAAAGUGAGCUUUCAGUUUUCAUUUUACUUAGACAUUUGGUUUUUGGACAGUUGUACGCGCCAGACUUCUGUGCAAUCUUGUUAUAUUCACAUGCUCUGGAAGGAAUUUCUGGGUACAUCACUGACUUUUUUUUUUUCUUUCAAUGUUGUUAUUUGAUUUUUGAGUGGAAUCAUGGGCACAACCAGGCGGCAUUUCUUGCUGUGAAACAACUGAACUGUUGACACGCUUGAUGAGCAUUGUGAUUGACUCCCUCUCACGCUACUUGUUGAAGCCAUUUAUAGCUUAAAGUUGGCGACAUUUAAGGCACUUGAAUCAUCCAAGAGUGAUAGAAAGAACUCAAAAUGGCAAAAACACUAUAAGCUAUACUCAUACUGUGAAGGAGAGGUGGGCUGCUUUGUGUCUUCAGCAAUAAAUUCUGUAUGUGGGGAAGUUUUUGGGUUUAUUUUAUGUUACUGAGCAGUUAAGGAGUAGACUCUGGAUAAAACAGGGCCAUAUAUAUAUUCUGGACAGUUAAAUAAUUUUUGGCAGUUCAUUGUUGAAGUUUACAAACCCUUGGCAGGUAGCAUAUUUUGAUGUGUGUUGUACUGUACUUACCUGAAGCUGCCAGCAGAGGCCAUCAGAGCACUUUGUGGGAGGUAGAGCUGCUGAGGGGAAGCGAGGACCUCUCAGUUCUGUUUUAUCAGCCUGUCUGACAUCAGUCAUCCAUCACUGGAAAACCAAUUCACUCUUAACUUAUUUUUCCUUUAGCUUCCUUACGCAGUUUAACCCCAAUAGAGGAGACUGGUGCAGAGUGGAGGAAGCCUGUGGUGAGACUCUCACUGAUGCUAGUUUCCUAGUUUUUCGUCACUUCUGCCCUCCAUACGCUUUUUUUUUUUUUCUGAACUUCUCUGUGUUUUCUUUCCUCCUAAUCUCGGCUAUGGUUAUGGUGCUCCAAAUUGAUCAUGGAGAAGUUAAAAUACACCUCUACUUCGAACCUACUUGAAGUCGCUAUGUGUGAAUUUUAUGAUACGUGUAAUAAUAGCAUCAGGCUUUUCCCUAGCGUUGUGGAUCCUCCCCAUUAUUUGAAGAAAAACCAAACAUUUUCACAUCAUUUUGGACCAUUAUCAUUACAAUAUUUACAAGAACUACACGGGUUGCUUCCAAAAGAUACACAAAGGCAAAUGGACUUGCUUGAGGUUCUUGAAGUUAUUUCACCUCCCAUCCAAAAGACUUCUUCAGUUCUGACGGACUGGUAGGGAAUCCAGGUAUUUACCUAGAAUCGUUGAGGUCACAUGAGUUGUUGUCCCAAGUCGUCGACCCCACAAUAAAGUAAAUACCUGAAUUCCCCACCAGAUGAGAGAUAAAAGGUCUUCUGGAACCUCAAGCAAAGUCCAGUUGCCUUUGUAUAGCUUUUGGAAAUAAAGGUCAAAUGUAGACAUUUCCCGAUGCAGAACGAAAGGCACAAUACAAUAAAUAUGUUCUCUUUUUUCUCUUUGGAGCGCCAUUUUCUAAAUGACAACAGUCACUUCCUGUGGAAUUAGAUACAUCACUUUGUCAAGCUUCGUAUGUAUGCAAUUUCAAUUCCCCGGUCAAUUCCCCAAACCCUUUAUGUUUUAAGUUGUCCAUUGAACCCUUAACUGAAUCCACCAGUCAACUAAUAAGAUUUGUUGCUGUGAAAAGAGGCCCCAGUCAGGGUUGCCCCCUGUUCUCCCUUCAUUUCUGUUCCAGUAAACUCAACAGUAAUGUGAGAGCUCAUGUGUUGUUCCACCACAGACUCUACAGUUCACCCAAACUCUCCACAUGUUACUGACUCACUCAGAAUACUUAUCCUUUGGGGGGUCCUGGGGGAAUCCCGUUUCCUGUCACUAACUUAACCUCAGAUAUUUUCGGGACAUUUAUAAGACGAACCUUCGCUGGUGUAAGACGAAAAACCCUUCAUAUUUCUUUUUUUCUCCCCCAAACAAUACACUCCCCCAACAAUUACACAUUAGCAUUUGUUGCUGUUGUAAUAAUAUGCAGAGAGCAAGCAUCGACGGAGACUGCAGAGUCUAUUUUUGCUAAGGGUUAUAGCAGCUCCCUUAUUUUAAUGUACAACACCCAGAGGACAUAUUUCAACUGUGCAUUUUCAGAACUUGUGAAAUAGCGAAUCAGCCGGUGAAACCGAAACUCCACAGAUGUUUAUUUUGAAGCACUAUAUUUUGUAAUCAGAUCUAUUUUGGUGACAGGAACAGAUAUGUGUACAGAAAUGCGCAUGUAUUUUAUUCUCACUGUGUCACACUUGUACAAUUCCAGUCUGAGACGACAGAACCGUGUUUUAGUACGACAAUCUUUUACAGAAAACUUGAUCGCUGCAAAAUAUCUA